Messenger RNA from Oxyura jamaicensis (ruddy duck), 2164 nucleotides. RefSeq names its product G-patch domain containing 2 (gene GPATCH2). NCBI's taxonomy places the organism in Eukaryota, Metazoa, Chordata, Aves, Anseriformes, Anatidae. The coding region runs from base 137 to 1657 and encodes 506 amino acids. Gene Ontology annotation, molecular function: nucleic acid binding. The transcript is spliced from 10 exons. The record is from RefSeq and is a predicted model, not a curated record.
CCGGGGCCCGAGCCGCUUCCGGGCCCUCCCGGCGGGGGCCUGCGGAGCAGCGCGGCAGCCUGCUGCCCCCGGCCCGGUGUGUGCGGAGCGGCGCAGCCUCCCCGGGGAGCGGCCGGGGGAGGGAGGCGCCGGGUUCAUGUUGCGGGGCGCUGAGCCCAGCCCGACCCCAGCUCAGGCGGCGAGGACGAGCUGGCAUUUCAGUAAGACUAUGGAGGAGCUGGUUCAUGAUCUAGUCUCAGCACUGGAAGAAAGUUCAGAACAAGCCAGAGGAGGUUUUGCUGAUACUGGAGAUCAUUCUCGAAGUGUGUCUUGUCUUCUAAAGCGACAGGCAAGAAAAAGGAGGGGACGAAAAAGACGUUCAUUUACCACCCAUCAUCCUUGGGAGACUGGUCACUGUUUAAGUGAAGGUUCGGAUUCCAGUUUAGAAGAAUCAAGCAAAGAUUACAGGGAGAAUCAUGCUAAUAAGAAAGACCACAGUGACUCGGAUGACCAGUUAUUGGUUGCUAAACGUAGGCCUUCCUCAAACUUAAAUAACAUUAGAGGCAAAAGACCUCUAUGGCAUGAAUCAGAUUUGGCGGUGGACAGUUUAGGAAACAGAACUUUGCGUAGGAGAAGAAAGGUGAAAAGGAUGGCAAUAGAUCUGCCAUCAGAAGUUUCUAAUGCACUGACAAUAACUCAACAGCAGGAUAACAGAGAUCAAGAAAUGGACAAUGACAACAAAUCGUACCAACAUCAAGAGUUUUCCAAGAGCAAAGUGAAAAAAAGAAAAGUAGCUGCAGUUCGACAAGGACCAGAAGUCUUGGAUGAAGGAGUAGUAAUAGAAAAUGAAGAAGUGAACCAAGCAAAUAAGGACAAAAUGGACUAUGAGGAGCAAAAGGGCUCAGAUGAAAACAUGAGCGACAGUGAAUCCAGCAGUCUGAGCAGCAGUGAUGCUGGUUUGUUUACCAAUGAUGAGGGAAGACAAGGUGAUGAUGAGCAGAGUGAUUGGUUUCAUGAAAAUGAAUCUGGUGGAGCAUGUGGAAUUACGGGGGUCAUUCCUUGGUGGGAACAAGAAGACUCUACAGAACUGGAGAGAGAAUUGCCUGAUCCAGUCUUUGAAAGUAUCUUAACGGGUACUUUCCCCCUUAUGUCCCAUUCAGGAAGGAGAGGUUUCCAGAGUAGAUUUAGUCAUCUUCAUGGAAUGCCAGCAAGAAACAUUAAAAAGGCUUCAGGAAACCAGAAUGCAUUGAUAACUCCAGGACCAGGUGGUAGCAGGAAAACGGUUCACUUGUCCCAGGAUUCUCUUCACCAUGACCAUUGGUUUAGCCCUGGGGCUAGGAAGGAACAUAGCCAGCUUCAACUCUUGCGAGACAACCGAUCGGACAGAGGACACAAGAAGAACAGCUCUGUAAAAACAGCUAGCAGGCAAACCAGUGUGCAUUUAGGAUCAUUGUGCAUGGGAGACAUCAAACGGAGAAGGAAAGCUGCUCCCCUGCCAGGACCCACAGGGUUUGUAGGUGAAAACACCCAACCAAUCCCAGAAAAUAACAUUGGAAACCGAAUGCUUCAGAGCAUGGGCUGGACUCCUGGCACAGGCCUCGGACCAGACGGCAAAGGGAUAGCAGAGCCAAUACGAGCCAUCCAGAGACCAAAAGGACUCGGACUUGGAUUUAGCUGACAGAAGUACACUCUGGCUGCCAAGUAAAAGUAAAGAUCGAAAGUAAUUUAAAAAGACAAGAGAAAAAGUUGCUGUCUUGUGUUAUGCAUUAUGAUCAGCAGAUCCAGUUAUUCUCUUCUCAAAGAUCACUGAAGUCUUUGUGCUUCACAUCAGCUACACCAGCUGCAAAGUACAGCCACAGCGGCAGAACCGGCAUUUGAAUCUAACUUUACAAUGGUGCUAAGGUGUACGGACACUUGUACUUUUUUUAUUUUCUCUGGUCUUAGAGUUUGUAUUAAGCAUAAAAUUCAGUAUAUUCACUUCUUUUCAUAAAAGCUUCUGACACAGCAGAUUUUAGUAUCUAAGCAAAUUUUUUUUGUAAGUAUAAUUUUAUCUCAAGAGUCUUGAUAAGAUUUGUCAAGGAAAAUGGAACUUUAUACAGCUAUUGUGUUUUCCCCCUUUUCAGGCAAAAUUUCCAAACCUAAUAUUUCUAGUGUUUAACAGUAUUUGAGGAUAAGCUGUCAUUUU